This is a messenger RNA of Erpetoichthys calabaricus (reedfish), 880 nucleotides long. RefSeq names its product proteasome subunit beta type-9-like. Gene Ontology annotation, cellular component: proteasome core complex. The coding region runs from base 153 to 803 and encodes 216 amino acids. NCBI's taxonomy places the organism in Eukaryota, Metazoa, Chordata, Cladistia, Polypteriformes, Polypteridae. The record is from RefSeq and is a predicted model, not a curated record. The transcript has 6 exons. Gene Ontology annotation, molecular function: threonine-type endopeptidase activity.
UUGUAAACCACGUAUCACCCUUAUUGCGGAAGGGAAAGCAAGCGAUUAGACUGUGAGAGACGCACCCUGGUGGCCGAAAACUCACAAGAUCCGCUUGAAGCCGUCUGCAUCAAGAGUAGGCUUAUUUUGAAACUGGACCAGCUUAACUAACCAUGCCGCUCUCAGCCGAGCCCAGCUGGAUGUCCUGCGAAGUCAGCACGGGGACUACUAUCAUGGCAGUCGAGUUUGAAGGUGGUGUAGUAAUUGGAUCAGAUUCCCGAGUGUCUGCAGGGCAGUCUGUGGUAAACCGUGUAAUGAAUAAGCUCUCGCGUCUCCAUGAUAAUGUCUACUGUGCUCUCUCUGGAUCUGCUGCAGAUGCCCAGGCAGUUGCUGAUAUUGUUGAUUAUCAGCUGGACCUGCACAGCAUUGAUAUGGGAGGGCUGCCUCUGGUGAAAGCAGCAGCAAAUAUGGUCAAAGAUAUCAGUUACAAAUAUAAGGAGGAAAUGGUAGCCCAUCUAAUUGUGGCUGGAUGGGACAAAAGUAAAGGAGGCCAGGUAUAUGGGACCCUUGGUGGGAUGCUGAUUAGACAGCCUUUUGCAGUUGGUGGAUCAGGAAGCACAUAUAUUUAUGGAUAUGUGGAUUCUGCCUAUAAAAAAAAUAUGACCAAAGAUGAUUGUCACACAUUUGUAAGCAAUGCCGUGUCACUGGCCAUGAACAGAGAUGGCUCAAGUGGAGGUGUGAUCUACAUGGUGACCAUCACAGAGAAGGGGACCGAGGAGAAAGUCAUUCUUGGGAAUGAGCUGCCACAGUUUUUUGAUGACUGACUAUAAUGUUACAAGUGUGACAUACAAUCUAGUUUUUCUGUGAAAAACAAAAAUAAAUACAAAAUGGUAAAAUGUAA